AGUGGGCGUGGUGGGGGUUCAUCACGCAGCUCCUUCCCCUCGCCUGCUUCUCGCACUGCGUGAGGUCGACUUGGAGGAAGGUGAACGUCGCCAAGAAACGAAUUUAACGAUAAAUCGGGGAAGAAGGCACGAAACAGGAAACACCCCCCAAUAAACUGCCUCAGGAGCAGUGACGUGUCUUCAUGGCAGUUCGUCGAGGACACAUUAAGUACUUGAAAGCCGACUUACAGGAGGUGUAUGACAUGUCAAACGGUUACGAAGACCAUAUGGGAGGGGACGAGGCCAAGGACGCCCAGACCAACCUGAUCGUGAACUACCUGCCCCAGAGCAUGACGCAGGACGAGCUGCGCAGCCUCUUCAGCAGCAUCGGGGAGGUGGAGUCCGCCAAGCUGAUCCGCGACAAAGUCGCAGGCCACAGUUUAGGGUACGGAUUUGUUAACUAUCUUAACCCUAGUGAUGCAGACAGAGCUAUCAGUACACUGAACGGACUAAGGCUACAGUCCAAAACUAUCAAGGUUUCAUUCGCACGGCCCAGCUCUGAUACAAUAAAGGAUGCCAACCUGUAUAUCAGCGGCCUGCCAAAGGCCAUGACCCAAAAAGACGUGGAGGACAUGUUCUCACGUUACGGACGCAUCAUUAACUCUCGGGUACUUGUUGAUCAGGGUACAGGUACAGCAGGUGUUUCCCGCGGUGUGGCCUUCAUCCGGUUCGACAAGCGGUCGGAGGCGGAGGAAGCCGUCAAGAACCUGAACGGCCAGAAGCCAGCGGGGGCCGUCGAGCCGAUCACUGUGAAAUUUGCGGCCAACCCGAACCAAGCGAAGAACACGCAGCUCAUCUCUCAGCUCUACCACAACCAGUCCCGACGCUUCGGAGGGCCCCUGCACCACCAGGCACAGAGGUUUAGGUUUUCACCCAUGGGUGUCGACCACAUGGGCAGCAUGGGGAGUGUGAGCGUUCCCAACAACUCCACCUCCGGCUGGUGCAUCUUCAUCUACAACCUGGGCCAGGACGCCGACGAGAGCAUCCUCUGGCAGAUGUUCGGCCCCUUUGGCGCCGUCACCAAUGUCAAGGUGAUCCGCGACUUCAACACCAACAAGUGCAAGGGCUUCGGCUUCGUCACCAUGACGAACUACGAGGAGGCGGCCAUGGCCAUCGCGAGCCUGAACGGCUACCGGCUCGGCGACAAGAUGCUGCAAGUGUCCUUCAAGACCAGCAAGGGCCACAAGUAGAGGGGGCUGGACAAUGAGGUGUAGAGGAAGAAGAAGAAGAGGAGGAGGAGGAGGGGGUGGGGGGGAAAUGACCUGCACCAGGCUUUUAUUUGAGAGAGCUUAAGUACGAGUUUGCAAAGUCUGGCACAUCAGUUUGGGUUUAAGUGUUUUCAGAGUUAAAUGAAACGUUCACUCUUCUGCACCUUUGUUACUUGUCCAAGGCUGAUUUAUUGUUGUUCUUUCUUUUCUUCCAUCUUUUUUUGCUCAUGCUUGUGGCUUGUGGACUUUUUUAGGGAGAGGAUGUUGAGUGCAAAAGCCCAAGAUAUAUCCCCUUGUCUAAUUAUCUAAAAAGCUGAAAUUGCUGUCUGUAGUUGUUGCAUGUGUAACUGCGGGGACGAGAUAAAAGAGGCAGGCCAACAAGAGCGCUGAAAGAACAGAGCGUAAAGGAAAGACCUGCAGAUACGUGUCUAAAUUUUAGUGGAUAAUUAAGUCUAAAGAAAGUGGAAAAACAAUAUUUAGCCACGAGCCAGUGGUUGUUUCAUUCUUGGGAGAGUAGUGCUUUGUCCUGGAUCUUCAUCAGAAGUAGAAAUAGUUGCCUUAAGUGAUCAUCCAGUGGACACGCAGACAACACCACCACUCACUGUCCCGAGUCAAUCUACAAGCAAAGCACUUUGAACCAAUCCGUAUUAGGUUGCGAUGAAUAUCGAGUCUGUUCGACGUCGCUCACCCUCCUACCUGGUUAACGGAUUUUAAACAUGACGCGCUCUGGAGGAAAAAUUUCCUUUUUUUGUUUUGUUAUCCCUGUGUAAAUUGUCUUUUUAUUCUAAGUUGUAUCGUCACAGGAGAGUCCUGUAGAAAAUAUGAUCCCCAGUCAAUGAGUAGGGAAUUAUGAUGGACCAAAGACAGGGAGAGAUUUGAUCCUUUAACCCCCAGAGCAGAUUUCCACGAGGUAAAACACAUCUAUUGAUUUUUUGUUUUCAGGAGGUACUAAGGCGAUAUCUGAAGCUGACUGAGAGAAACAUCAUUCAGGCUCAGUUUGCUGUUCUGUUUUGUUUUCCUUCAUUUAAAUAUAAUUUUUUUUUCUUUCUUUCUAAAGGUUAUAGAUUUUUAUUUGUUACCGUCUGAGUCACAAACUUGUUUUAAUGAGUGCUCAUCUCAAGUUUGGAGAGAGAUUAAAUGGCCUUUUUGUUAAUGAUUUCAGUUUAGAUUUGCUUUUUCUUUUCUUUUGUUGUUUUUGGUUGUUUCACUUUGAACAUAAACCAUUAAAUUUUAUUUCGUUCCGCUGAGCGUUUUGUUUGGUUUGUUAAUUUUUUUUAAAUGUACCUUUUUUUUCCAGAUUUAGUUUGGAGUUAUGUUCUAUUAUUUUUUUUAGUAGCAAAUCUGCAGCGUUGAUAAAAAAAAUCCCUGGUCCACCAAUAUCAGUGGAGUCUUUUAAAACGUCUGAGACAGACUUAUUAUUUUAGAUUAACAAGACGUUGACCAACUCUUAGUUGAGAUGAGGUUAUUUAAACUGUAUCAAGACACUCGAAGGAAAACUGUUGUCCAUCACACAUUUCAUGACGCAACAUUUCUGAGAGCCAGAUAGGUAUAAACCACACAACAGUAACAUAAGUAAAUUUAGCUGAUGUGGUCACUUCAGGUACUUAAGUCUUAUCAGCAGUUAUGAGUUGAAUUAUGGGAAUUUUUUUGUCAUCUUGCCUGAGGUGCUGUUUGGGCAGGACUGUGUUUGAUAGCACUGCCAAAAAAUAUAUAUAUUAAUUUGAAGAUUCAAGAUUUUAGACCAACCAAUCCCACUGCUUGGAUUUUUUUUUUUUUUACUGUUAAUUGAUGAGUACUCAGUUUUGAGUGAAACUCGUCACAUAUCGUCCAUUAAGAAAAGAUAACUCACACGCGACCGCUCACCUUUUUCUAGUGACGAAUUUUGCCAGAUCGUCUUUUUGAAAGGCGGAGGAUUAGCAUCGGAACUGUACUUUUUUUCUAUUUUAUUUUUUGAGAAUCAACCUGACCACAGAUUGAACCACUCAGUGUUUGAGCUAAAAGAAGCUAACGGAUCUUAGAAAUCGGUACCUUGCUCACACAUUUUAGGAUUCACUUUUUUUUAAAAAAACAAACGUCUCCACCUGACACUUAAUGAAAUUGCGUAUUUAAUCUAUUUCUUAAAGGAGUUAUUUUUUUGCUACCACAGCUUCAGAUUUUUCGUCUUAAAAAGUGCUUUUUGAUUUAGCAUUUUUACGUGUUACUUUUGUGUCACAAUCCUUUGUGCAAUACUUUGUGACUUGCUCGAAGCAGGCUAUAGGAAUUUGUUGUAGUCUUGAACUGUCAUCUGUUUGAUAAUUUCUUAUUUUAUACUGACAUUAUGUUACUGCUUAGUUUUAUUCUCAGCAGUCUAGUUGGAUUUCGCAUGAAAGGAUGCAAGUGAAUUUGUUUUAGGGGCAGUAAGAAUAAACUGCAUUCCGCCUUAAUUUAUAAGUGAAGAUGGUGUAUUUCACAUCAGUGGAGGCGCAGACAUUUAUCUGACAAUGUAUGCGGUUAUACUUGUUACUUGUUGGAGUGUUUUUAAUGGAUUAUUGAUUUUUUUUGUGUUUUGGGAAUUAUUUUUUUUGGAACGGACACUAAGUUGAAGUCCAGUAAAUGUCUUCUAACAUUGGAUCAUUUCAAUAAAAUCAUUGUGCAAUA
Scophthalmus maximus (turbot) is the source of this 3884-nucleotide messenger RNA. RefSeq names its product ELAV-like protein 1. Gene Ontology annotation, molecular function: RNA binding. Bases 183 to 1229 code for a protein of 348 amino acids. NCBI's taxonomy places the organism in Eukaryota, Metazoa, Chordata, Actinopteri, Pleuronectiformes, Scophthalmidae. The record is from RefSeq and is a predicted model, not a curated record. Gene Ontology annotation, cellular component: ribonucleoprotein complex. The transcript has 7 exons.